AUGUUUCGUCUGAGCAUUCUGAUCGCCAUCGGCUUGGCCACUUCGGCUCUCGGGUGGAUUAAGGUUCCCGAUAAUUAUCCUGGACGCAUCGUAGGCGGUCAAGAUGCGGCACCGAACCAGUUUCCGUACCAAGCGUCUUUAAGGGGCGCUUCCAUGGGUCAUUUCUGUGGUGGCACGAUCAUCAACAACUGUUACAUUUUGUCGGCGGCACACUGUGACCCGUAUGCAAACGUUACGAAAUUUGUAGUGGUGGGAUCAGUUUUCCUAGACGAUGGAGGUGAUACACACGAUGUGCUUCGGGUCAUCAACCAUCCAGAAUACAAUGAUGAUACUUUGGCACAUGAUAUCAAUCUGGUGAGAGUGAGCCCAUACAUCACCUAUAGCGCGGCGGUGCAACCGAUGCCGAUUGCUGCACAUUACGCAGAAAGUGGAGAGGGUGUUAUUUCUGGAUGGGGCGCACUCGAGGCUGGUGGCGACUCUCCAAAUCAUUUGCAAUUCGUCAAUACGGAGAUAAUUUCUUUCGAAGAGUGUGCAGAUAUGCUCGGUUUCAAUCGACGAAACAUAGUGCUUUCCCCCAACUCCAUAUGCAUCAUCAAUCCAGAAGGUCAAGGAAUGUGCCAGGGAGAUUCAGGUGGUCCAUUGGUCCAUAACGGAGGAUUGCAUGGAGUAGCAUCGUGGGUUAGAAUGCCCUGCGGAGGUCCGAAUCCCGACGUGUACGUUCGAGUAGCCUCGUAUGUAAGCUGGAUUCUUGCAAAUGCUGUUUAA
Molecule: messenger RNA, 765 nt
Organism: Anopheles coustani
Lineage: Eukaryota; Metazoa; Arthropoda; Insecta; Diptera; Culicidae
Product: chymotrypsin-1-like
Exons: 3
Coding region: 1-765 (254 amino acids)
Biological process (GO): proteolysis
Molecular function (GO): serine-type endopeptidase activity
Source: RefSeq, a predicted model, not a curated record